GUACAAGGAGGAGGGCAAGAAGGAGAUGAGCAGCUCUGUACAUCUCAGCUUCCUGAAACCACCGAGAUGCAGCUCGCCAAGACCGUCCACGAGUUUCAGAGCGAGAAAAAGUACAAAGAAGAUGGGAAGCGGAAAGCUUCCAUCUCCAUCUACUCCCAGCUCCCAGAUACUCCAGAAAUACAGCAUGCUCUGGAGGUGUCACAGCUGCAGAGUGAGGUGAACUAUCGCCCUAAGACGAUGGUCAGAGGAGCCCCCGCCUCCCUCUACUCUCAGCUCCCCGACACCACAGAGAUCCAGUUUGCCAGAGAGAUGACGGAGAUGCACAGCGAGAGUAAGUACAGAGAGGGCGGCAGGAGGAGCCUCUCCCAGAGUUUCUACUCUCAGCUCCCAGAAACCGCCGAGACUCAGUUUGCCAAGAGCGUCGCUGAGCUGCAGAGCGAGAGGCGGUACAAGGAGUCGGGACAGAAAGGCAGGAACUCGUCUUUGUACUCUCUGCUCCCGGAGACGUUAGAGACGGCUCGUGCCAGGGAGGCCUCAGAGCUUUACAGCGAGGUCAAGUAUAAAGAGGACGGGAAGAAGGAGCUGAACAUGAGCCUGUACUCUCUGCUGCCCGAGACCCUCCACACGCAGCGAGCUAAAGAGGUGUCAGAGCUGCAGAGUGAGGUGAAGUAUAAAGAAGGCCUGAAGCAGAAGAUUCAGAGCAGUUUGUACCAUCAGCUCUCAGAGACCACAGAGACACAGCUGGCCAAACAGCUGUCUGAGCUGCAGAGUGAGGUUAAAUAUAGAGAAGCUGGACAGAAGCAGGUGAACACCUGCCUGUAUUCUCUGCUGCCUGAAACUCUGGAGACUCAACACGCGAAAGAAGCCGCAGAGCUGCUCAGUGAGAUUAAAUACAGAGAGGGUGGCAAGAAGCAGAUGUCCAGUUCGCUCUACUCCACUCUGCCCGACACUUUAGAAAGCAGCUUCGCCAGAGAGGUGACCGACAUGCUGAGCGAGGUACUGCCGCAAGGAGGGCUCAUUUCCUCCUGGUGAUGAUGGAUAUUGUGACCUCUGCUCCAGGGCCCCAUGA
Messenger RNA from Archocentrus centrarchus (flier cichlid), 1069 nucleotides. RefSeq names its product nebulette-like. The transcript has 9 exons. Gene Ontology annotation, biological process: cardiac muscle thin filament assembly. Gene Ontology annotation, molecular function: actin filament binding. Lineage: Eukaryota; Metazoa; Chordata; Actinopteri; Cichliformes; Cichlidae. The record is from RefSeq and is a predicted model, not a curated record. The coding region runs from base 67 to 1032 and encodes 321 amino acids. Gene Ontology annotation, cellular component: Z disc.